AGCACCCUCCAACAUACUUAGGUGACCGUUCUCCCUUGCGAUUUUCUCAGGUUUUACUUCUUCCCGGGUUCCACCAAACCAAAAAAGACCACCUCCAGUUUCAGUGCUCGUCUCCACCUUCAACCUCUGUACAGAUCUGAUCUGACCGAUUUCAACUCCAAUUGCUCCCAUUUAAACCCAAGUUUCUGUAUUUUUCGAUCCCAAACAACUGUAGCUUUCGCUGAUUUCUGAAAGCUACUGAUCCAGUCACUUUUGUGGUUAUCAUCAUCCAUCGCACUUUCUUUUUAUGAAAAAUUAGACUUCUACCAGAAAACUUUCAGCUUUACUAUUUCUUGUCUAGUUAUCCAAGAAACAACCAUUGAUCACUUCCUACUGAUGCAGCCACUUUGUUAGAGACCAGAGGUAUGACUUCAGGUACGAGACUACCAACAUGGAAAGAAAGAGAGAACAACAAGAGAAGAGAAAGGAGAAGAAGAGCCAUUGCAGCAAAGAUCUUUUCUGGGCUACGAAUGUAUGGCAACUUCAAGCUUCCAAAGCACUGUGACAAUAAUGAAGUCCUUAAAGCCCUCUGCAAUGAGGCUGGUUGGGCCGUCGAGCCCGAUGGCACCACUUACCGCAAGGGAUGCAAACCUGCGGAGCACAUGGACAUUAUUGGUGGUUCUGCUACAGCAAGCCCAUGCUCCUCAUAUCUCCCUAGCCCCUGUGCUUCCUAUAACCCAAGUCCUGGAUCCUCUUCCUUUCCCAGUCCAGUUUCAUCCUCCUAUGCUGCUAAUGCCAAUUUGGAUGACAAUUCCCUCCUCCCGUGGCUCAAAAACCUCUCAUCGGCUUCCUCUUCUAAGCUUCCCCAUCUAUACAUCCAUGGUGGCUCUAUAAGUGCUCCUGUUACUCCUCCCUUGAGCUCGCCAACUGCUAGAACCCCCCGAAUAAAAACUGGCUGGGAAGACCAACCAAUCCACCCAGGCUGGUGUGGGCAGCACUACUUGCCAUCUUCAACUCCACCAAGCCCUGGCCGUCAAAUUGUUCCUGAUCCAGGAUGGUUUGCUGGGAUUCGAUUGCCACAAGGUGGUCCAACUUCUCCCACAUUCAGCCUGGUUGCCUCCAACCCGUUUGGCUUCAAGGAAGAGGCUUUAGCUGGUGGUGGGUCCCGCAUGUGGACUCCUGGUCAAAGUGGUACGUGUUCACCUGCCAUUGCAGCUGGCUCUGACCAGACAGCUGAUAUUCCCAUGGCAGAGGUGAUCUCGGACGAGUUUGCAUUCCGAUGCAAUGCAACUGGGCUAGUGAAGCCAUGGGAAGGGGAGAGGAUCCAUGAAGAGUGUGGAUCAGAUGAUCUAGAGCUUACACUUGGGAACUCAAGAACCAGGUGAGCUGGGAUGAUAUUUGAUCAAAUAGAUUAACUCUACUGUCAUUUUACUGGUCCCAUGUUGGGAUUCAGAUCAUCAAUGGCAGAAAUGAAAACAUCCAAGUGAUCUCCUUACAUGAACUUUCAUUUCAUGGUUGUACUACUGAAAAUAGAGUUAUAGAUGGGAUCUUGGUGAGUAUUAGCACAUGCUCCCUUCUUAUUUAUUUUCUUUUCCCUGUUUCCCGUGUACUUAUUUCUAGACAACAUGUAGGCAGGUAGACAGUGCUUCAAGGUGAGAAUUGGUUUCAGAACCCUUUCACUUGGUUAGUUCCAUUGAAGAACUCCUACUACGGGUUGCCAGCCUUCAGUUUCUGGUUUGCCAUUAAAAAGUAACGCUCAAGUGAGUGGAAUUGUAAUUCAAGGGCCAAACCUUUUGUGCAUUCUUGGCAUUAAUAUGUAUUGUUCAUAUUAUCA
Messenger RNA from Populus trichocarpa (black cottonwood), 1813 nucleotides. RefSeq names its product BES1/BZR1 homolog protein 4. The record is from RefSeq and is a predicted model, not a curated record. Bases 405 to 1364 code for a protein of 319 amino acids. The transcript has 2 exons. Gene Ontology annotation, molecular function: DNA-binding transcription factor activity. Gene Ontology annotation, biological process: DNA-templated transcription; brassinosteroid mediated signaling pathway. Lineage: Eukaryota; Viridiplantae; Streptophyta; Magnoliopsida; Malpighiales; Salicaceae.